UUUUGUAGGAGCUGCCGGUGUGUUUCCGGUGUGUGCUACCUGCGUGCACCUUGACGGUCGGUCCUGAGUCCCGAGGACAAACGGUGGACGGGCGCCGGGCGCGAGCAUGGCAGGACAAGAUGCUCAGUGACGGGGACAGCGACAGGAAGCACCCGACGGGCUGCUCCGGUGGCUCCGGAGCCCCGGCCAUGGAGCGGGCUCGGCCGGUGAAGGGGACCGUGUCCGCGGUGAGCCUCGCGCUCAGCGUCCUGUCGCUGCUGCUGCUGGCCGCCGCCAUCUCCAGCGACCACUGGUACGAGACCGACACCCGCCGGCACAAGGACAACUGCGACCGGCACGGAUCCGACUCCAACGACCAGAAGAACCGCGAGAUGCCCAUCUACCACCUGCCUCUGGUGGACACCGGCAGCGGCGUGUCGCGGCAGCGGGACGUGGCGCUGAUGAAGCCCGUGCAUGUGGGCAGCCGAGAGGAGGAGCUGCUGGAGAACUGGAGGGCGAUCCUGGGGAUGGGCAUCCUGGAGACGGAGUGCGGGAGGCCGCUGUUCUCCUCCCACUCCGGCCUCUGGAGCAAGUGCUUCUUCAAGGGCCUGGACCCGGACAUCGACAAGCUCAUCGACCGGGGUAUUGCUGAUCGAUGCACCGCUGUCAAAUAUCACUUCUCUCAGCCAAUCAGAUUGAGGAACAUCCCUCUGAACCUGACCAGGACCAUACAGCAGGACGAAUGGCAUCUGCUGCACCUGCGUCGGAUCACCGCAGGGUUCCUGGGGAUGGCAGCAGCCGUCCUGUUGUGUGGCUGCAUCGUGGCGUCGGUCGGAUUCUUCUGGGAGGAAAGUCUGACCCAGCACGUGUCCGGACUGUUGUUCCUCAUGGCAGGAAUCUUCUGCACCAUCUCUCUGUGCACGUAUGCAGCCAGUGUGACCUAUGACCUCUCCAGGAACCCCCCGUUCAUCUACGGCCUGCCUGACGACGUGGAUCACGGCUACGGUUGGUCGAUCUGCUGCGCCUGGGCCAGUCUGGGUCUGACCGUGGCUGCCGGCUGCCUCGGCACCACCUUCCCCUUCCUGAGUCAGGCUGGAGCUCUGCGAUCCAAAACCGCUCGUGCAUCCUCCGUCUGAGACGCUGCUCACAGAGGAGCUGCAGCAGGAGCGUUUAACGGACUGUGCAGGACCGGUGUCGUCCUCCAGGUGGAGCUGUGGGUUCAACCUGGAGCAGCAGACAAGAGUCUCUGCACCACAGCGCCCCCUGCUGACUGUAACACACCACUAUGGUGUUUAUGAUGUGGACAUUGAUGUACCGUCUGUUAAUUAACGCACUCACGCACUGUAUACUAAGACUGUAGUUGAGUCAAAACAUUUAAACUGCAAAGAUUUUUUCAAUUAUAUUUAUUAUUUGGACUUUUCGAUCGUGACUGCCCCCCUGUGGCAUAAUCUGAGUUGACAGCAGAACCACUUUUCUCAGCUCAGCACACGUAUGAACAUGCAGUGCAUGUAUGAACAAACAGUACAUGUAUAAAGAUGUAGUGCACGUAUGAACAUGCAGUACAUGUUCAUUCAUGUUUAUACAUGAAGUUAAUGUCUCAGUAAGCAUUACACACAUAUGUAUGAACAUACAUGUACAUGUUCACAGGUUAAAUGAUAUAUAAAGAUGUAUGUGCUGCACUUUAUGAUUAAACAUAAACAGUUUAUAACUGAUGAUUAAGCAUUGAACAUAUGAACAUGUUACAUAUUAACGCUGCAUGAGUGUUUGACAUAUUGAUGUUGACUGGUUGAUAUAUUGAUCCUCGGUCCAUCAGGAGCUCAGGAGUGUCACAGUUGAGUUUGAACUUGAAUAACCUCGGGUCACGUCUUAUCGUCGGGUGUGAAACCAGCAGCUCGCUACACGUUUCUCUCCAGGUGGUCACAUGACGUGUGUUACAGUCGGUGUGGUGUAACUGUACGUGCUGUGUACACGCUGUAAACAUGGCUUGGUGUUUGCUGCUGAUUGAAGUGUUUGAGGUCCUGACAGCAGCUGAAGCAGAACCAGAGUCACACUCGUUCUAUUUGAGUUCAGACACGUGACACAGGUUUAUUUUUUAUUGAUCAGCUGUAAACAAACAAGAAUAAACUGUUUAAACUGUGACAGAGACUUGAUUGAUU
Molecule: messenger RNA, 2135 nt
Organism: Platichthys flesus (European flounder)
Lineage: Eukaryota; Metazoa; Chordata; Actinopteri; Pleuronectiformes; Pleuronectidae
Gene: tmem178a
Product: transmembrane protein 178a
Exons: 4
Coding region: 120-1115 (331 amino acids)
Biological process (GO): negative regulation of osteoclast differentiation; regulation of cytosolic calcium ion concentration
Cellular component (GO): endoplasmic reticulum membrane
Source: RefSeq, a predicted model, not a curated record